GUGUCUACUUCAUGUGUACUUUGCGGAUGAAGCAGGCUGUGUGGAGGCUGAAAAGCUGAGUCAAGUGAAAUGAAAGAGAGUGGGUUGGAGUGAAGUAGUGGAGUCUGUGGAUGUCUCGAUGCUGUCGCCAUGGUGGAGGAGCAUCCAAUUCCUGUUCUUGCUUGUGUGUCCUUGCUGCUGGAUGAGUGGCAGCAGGGUCAUCUCUCUGGGGAGUCUGGGGUCAGUACCCAGCAUGGUGCUCAGCAAGCUUCUGGGCAGUGACCCUCAUUCAGUGCCUCUCUUCACUCCUUCCCAAAGCAGAGAGAAACCAGGAGCUACUGGUGCUCACGUACCCUCCUUUCUUCUCCCUCCUUUCUUCUCCCUCUGGCCAUCAGCCAUCUGCACUUACUGAGAACAGCCUGCAGUUACACCUGGCAAGGCAUGAGCCCUUGUGAUGGCAGCCAGAGCUGAGCUUACCACGGUGGCUCUGACAGGCCUGCGAGGAACCCCAAGCAUUCCUGCUCUGUUUUUAGGGGAUGUUGGUUAUUUCCAAGCCUGAGAGCCCUUGCAGUCUGGGGGACAAAUCCGUGCAGCUGUGCUGUGACAGUAACAUGCAGUGAGCAGCAACAGUGGGAUUAAUGAUUAACCGGGUAGGAGGAAGAAAGUACUUAAUCCAGCCUUGCUGAUUGGUCUCCUGAGAGGCUUGUGGAAAAAAGGCGCGAAAUCUGUGGGCCAGCCUCCAUCCAGCAGAGGUGGGAGAAGUGGCAAGUUUUGGGGUACAUGCUCACCCCCACAAUGCUUCUGCUGCAGGCCCGCUGGGCUGGGCUCUGCCUGCUGCUGCUUUGCCGAAGCUGCCAGCUGGAGAAGGCUACCAGGGGUUUGGAGGAAGCAGUGAAGUGUGAAAGCGUUACUGAAGCAGCCCUUGGUGGAGAGGCAAAUUUCUCUUGCAACUUCUUGUUCCCAAUGGAUGUCUUGCAAGUCACUUGGCAGAAGAUAACUGGGUCUUCCUUCCAGAACAUAGCCACUUACAGCCAAACCCAUGGACUGCGACUGAUAGGAUCAUUUCAGAAGAAGGCACGUUUCACCAGAGCAGCCCUGAACACCUCAGCCAUCACUCUGCAAAAUCUCACAUUUGAGGAUGUGUCCUGUUAUAGAUGCAUCUUCAAUGUGUUCCCUCAUGGCUCUUUCAGCAGCAAAGAUAUAUGCCUCAACAUCCAGAAAAGUGGAAACGCAAACAAACCAGGAGGCAAAAUGAUGAGUUUGGGUUCCCCUAGUACAAGAGGUAUUCAGAAGAGAAUAGGCCCUGUGGUGGUCUCCAUGGGUGUGGUCUUAGCAGUCUGGAUGCUUCUCAUCAUGUGGCUAAUCAACAGAAGGAGGAGAAAACUGCAGAAACAUAGAGCACCUAGCACACCUGAACAGGAGAAAGGCUUACGGCAGGAUGCAAGUGAGCAACCCGAAAGCCUGCACACACUGAAGGACCAAAACAGUGCUUAUCAAAAUGAGAAGCAGACACCAGGAUCUUCACUUCACAAAAGGCUACUGUCUCAGAGGAGAAAUCUGGAAGAGAACGAAGGAAGAGAAACCUGGAAGAGAAACAAGAAGCUCAUAUUUUCAGGGGAAGCUGACAGCCUAGAUGGUACCAUCUACAAUAUACAUCAGAGGGAGCUCACUGAGCUGUACAGUAAUGAGCUGGGCUGCUCACCCAUGGAGAACAACAGUGAGACAGAGGCAUGUGGGGAGUCUGAAUUAUGCCCUGCCAUGGCGACUCCUUGGCCCAGCACAGGAGAGCAAUCAGCCCACCAAAGCCCUGUCUCCACAAGUCCAGAGGAGCACUGAGGGCUUCACGCAGGUGGGGAAUCCAAGCUAAGGGCUCAGAGGAAGAGACAGCCUAUACAGGCCCUCCUGGUGCUGUCUCAGCAGUCCUUCAGUCCCACAGAUCAGGUGUGUGACCUGUCAAGCCACCGCUGGAACAUCUUUUUGAGGGAUCACUGUUUUAUGAGGGUAUGGGACAUGGGAUGGGAUGCAGUGGGAGAGUAUGUAUGUUUUCUUAUUAAAUGACUUUCCGUUUCCUAGUAGCAGGACUCUCUAUUUGAUGUGCUUGUGUGUAUGAGUGCCAGCAACUGGGCUGAGACCACGGUGCCAGGGACUAGAGACACCCACAUGAGCCAAACCAUCCACCAGAUUGACCAGGGUCAGCAUCCGUGUGUGGUGUCUGGGAUGAGUGCGGGUAUGCAGGUACAUGAGAGCCAGGAAGGAUGGCACUGGACCAGCUUGUGAGUAGAUGACAUGUGGCUC
Messenger RNA from Numida meleagris (helmeted guineafowl), 2274 nucleotides. RefSeq lists its product as uncharacterized. The transcript is spliced from 7 exons. The record is from RefSeq and is a predicted model, not a curated record. Gene Ontology annotation, molecular function: cell-cell adhesion mediator activity. NCBI's taxonomy places the organism in Eukaryota, Metazoa, Chordata, Aves, Galliformes, Numididae. Gene Ontology annotation, biological process: negative regulation of macrophage activation; regulation of immune response. The coding region runs from base 760 to 1815 and encodes 351 amino acids.